CCAACAUGUGAAAGCCUAUUACUGAGGUGUUCUUGGAAUGAGAAAGCGAUGAAUUGCUCGGAGCUGUUCGACUUCCGAAUGACGAUGAACGGCUACUGCUGCACCUUCAACUACUUGCGGGACUCCGAGGAGUUUGAUGACAGAGAUAACAACGAUAGAAAUAUCGACAGCUAUAACUUUGGGAAUAAGUCAACGUUUGAUUUUGAUCAAGGGCUGAAAGUUUUACUCAGAUAUGAUAGAAGCGAUGACUUCUAUUAUAACAUUCCACUUCUUGGGGCACAGAUGCAGUUUUCCGAUGCCUACGAUUUUCCUGACGCGCCUAGUGGAAGUUUUUCCGUACAGAUUAUCAGCCCAUCAGUGCAAGUAAGUUACACAUAUUAAAAUAUUUAUAUAUAACACAAGAAAGUUGAACAAAAUUUUUAAUGAAACAUCAAAACACAUCAAAUUUAAUCACGUUUCACGUUCGUAUCACAAUUUUCCCAGAUGACGGUGUUGGUAACAGCGAGCCUCACCGAAGCGUCGCGGGACAUCGAACACGUGUCGGUGAACGUGCGAGGCUGUCUCUUCCACGAUGAGUCCUCGUACCUGCCCUUCUACACGCACAGCGACUGCAUGCUCAAGUGCCGGAUGCUGUUUCUGGUUAAGAAGUGCAACUGCACCCCUUUCAAUAUGCCCAGCAUGAGGGGUAUUCGCACCUGCAACUUGGCUGAUGUGCACUGUCUGCGGAUUUAUUAUGCUCAAUCCAUCACAGUGCGUCCCGACCUGCGCGUGCCUCCGCCAGAGCUGGAGCUGGACCUGGUCCGCGGCGGCAUCGCCUGCCCGCAGUGCCUGCCCACCUGCUCCAAGACCGCCUACAACUACGAGUUUAAUAACGUCAAGAUGGACCCGGAUACGUUGAAUAAUCCCUCGUCGAUUUACGAUCGGGAAGCGUGGUUACGAGGCUCCAAUUUCAGUGAAACAUCGAUCGUCCACGUGAAGUACGCCGGCGAAUUCGCAGACUGCUACGGCCAGAAUGUUAUCAUGAAGUGGUUUGAUCUUUUCAGUAACAUCGGCUCCACGUGUGGCUUCGUAACUGGCUUCAGUUUCGUCUCGGUGCUGGAAUUCAUCUACUUCUUCACCAUCAAGCUGACGCGGGAGGUGCGGGCCAAGAGGCGGGCGCUUCAGACAGAGACCAAGGCACCAGUGACGUCAUUCAAGGAGCCAGUCACCAGAUACAGGCCUAUUUACUGGAACGAGCUGCGAGGCGGUGGUUUCACACACACGGCCCAGAUUAAUCAUUGAUUAAGAAAA
Molecule: messenger RNA, 1290 nt
Organism: Plutella xylostella (diamondback moth)
Lineage: Eukaryota; Metazoa; Arthropoda; Insecta; Lepidoptera; Plutellidae
Source: RefSeq, a predicted model, not a curated record